CGGUAUAAGCAGCAAAGUGUCAGUACGAAUUCCAAGAUUGAUGAAAUUUCAACAAUUUAUCAUUAAAACUGAUGAAGAUAUGAAGAUAGUUGCAUAUAUGUACAUAUAUGUACGUCAAUAUGUGUCGUUGCACAUGACGUAGUCAUAUGAGCACAUGAAUUUAAAUACCUACGGAUAAAUAAAAAAUGUGUUAUUGUCAUUUAUAUUAAGAGAGUCAAAAUAAAAAAAAAAUUAAGAACAAAAACUGAUGUCUCAUAGAAACUUGAGAAAAAAAUAUAUUAUAAUAUAAAUGCAGUGUUCUAAACUCAUAUGCUUGUGCAUACAUUACGAGAAAUGCUCGUAGAUCAUUUGAAAUAUGCAACCCCACCAUACACUACAAUCUUUAUCUUAGGAAAGCGUUAAGUGUACAACUUGAUACAUCUGCAUUUUGAGGACCGAUUUGUGUUUAAAAUCUGAUCUAUUUCACCUACAUAGUCAUUCUCCAACAAUCAGGUAUACUUACACACUCCCUAUGAUGGGGCCGAUGGUUGGUGCUGUCAGUGCGUCUAAUCGGUUCGGUGUCCGUGAGAAAAAAGAAGGAUUGCGGGUUGCAGGAGGAUGGGUUGCUUGUCACAAAGAUUUAAAAAACAUAAUAAAGGGUUGUAUCUCGGUAAUGUACUGCUGCUGACUACCUGUUCUCGAACGUUCUAGAGCGACCAAGAAUUCUGUGCUAAUUAAUGAAUAACACGAUAAGUAUUUUUCAGAUUUACUUCAAAUUCUCGGAGAAUAUUUCUUAGAUGAUUUAAAAAGGUCAUUCCGCGUUGCAUCAUACGUUGGAACAAAUUUUAUUUCUAGUUUCAUAAUUCUGAGUACAAAUUUUUCAUAAUCGAAAAUUGUGUUAAGAAUAAUCAGUAGAACUUAAAUCAUUCAUUGUGAUACAAAACUAAACAGUGCCGUAAAAUGAUCACAAGAUUAAUAUCAAAUAUAUUGAAAUGUCUAUGUUUUAAAAUUAGAAGUCGACUACAAAAAUAUUAUAUUGUUCUGUUUAUGCUUUCGGCGUUGCUGGAUUCUACGUUUUCUUCUGAUGAUAUCGCUAGUCAUAUUAGAAAAUGCUGCAUAAAUGGUAUUCAGUAUGCGGCUAAUGAAAAAAACUGCGAACAAUACGAUUACGAAGUGAACGCGAUACCCACCCUGUGGCGUGGGCUUUGUCAUUCGACGUAUAGUGUUUGUUGUUCAAGGAAAUUGGAGGAGCGGUAUUGUGUGGCGGGACGCUUAGCUGCUUUGCGGGGUACUCGUUGCGAUGAUGAAUAUCAUACUAACGCAUUUGCAAACUGCUGUCGCGCUUGUCAGGUUGGCUUAGCUGUAAAGGCCAGUAGUAACGAAUGCAACAAUGCGCUUUUCUCAUAUUUUGCAAAAAUCGAUACAUAUCAUAUUUGCUGUGAUGGCGGCAAAACUAAUUAUAACUAUCCCGACGCUAUAACAAUUGAUGAUUAUGUGAGUAAUGAAGAAAGCGAUAAAUUGGAAACUAAAGCAAGAAAUUUUUCUAACGGCUCCGAUGAGAAGGAUCUAAUUGUUCAAGAAGAAUUGAUUGGAAAUGCUAGUGAUGGUACAAUCGUGCUGCCAGAAGAUGACGAUGAUAUCUGCGGUAAAGUGAAGAAUCUAUGCGCGCAUAUUUGUGAGAAUACAAAGGAGGCGUAUCGUUGCAAAUGCAGGGCUGGCUAUAAGCUGGAUGAGAAUGAUGUGACUUGCUCUCCUAUAAACAAUGAUACUGAUAAAGUACACAAAAAUGAAGUCAAUGUGGGGAAAGACAUAGAGGAUGUUGACGAAGACGAUGUUGGAAAUGGAGAAACACAGUCAAAACAAGGCGUAAUUGGGGAUAACCGGUCAGAAAACUUUAACAAAGUGGAUUCAAUACGUUGCGACGUUGGUUAUGAAUUUAACCAUAACAAAGGAAAAUGUCUGGAUGUUGAUGAAUGUGCUUUUAAAUUACACAACUGUAAAAACAGUCAGUAUUGCCAUAACACUAUGGGCGGUUUCCAUUGUUUGAGCGUGAAUUCCAAGAAGUGCGACCCACACAAAGAGAAAUGUGAAAAUAUCUGCAGUGCCGGUUUCCAAUAUAAAAACGAUGGCUGUAUCGAUGUUGAUGAAUGUUUAGUAGAUGAAUAUGCAUGUGAUAGCAGUCAGAUAUGCAUCAAUGACAUUGGUGGUUACCGUUGUGAUUGCAAAAUAGGUUUUAAUCUUGAUGCAACCACGAACGCAUGUGUGGAUAUAAAUGAGUGUUCUAUUAAUAACCAUAACUGCUUACCAACGCAACGAUGUGACAAUACAUACGGAUCAUAUGUCUGCGUUAGACUACAAAGCUGCGGUACCGGUUAUACACUAAAUGCCGAAACAGGCAACUGCGAUGACGAUGAUGAAUGCACAUUAGGAACGCAUAACUGUCCACUUGAGUAUGAGUGCCAUAAUACGAAAGGUUCCUUCCGUUGCUACCGUCGUACACCAACAACUGUAGCAACCACAACGAUGAAGCCGACUACUACAACUACAACGCCACCACCAGUCAGUGGUUUAUCAAAUUAUUACUACCAUAAUCGUACCUCUUAUAAUGAUCCCGGUCAAUAUACUUCUCGUCAAACACAUAGUUUUAAUUAUAUACGGGAGGAUGUGUCUCGAUACACUAGCAUUGGUGAUACCGAAAAUACUCAACUUCCACAAUGUAGCAUAGGCUUUCAUCGGAACAAUUUGGGAGCUUGCGUAGAUCUCAAUGAAUGCGUUUUAAUGAGCCCUUGCAGCUCACAUCAACGUUGCAUUAAUACAAAUGGUUCCUACCGCUGUCAAAACUUGCUACAAUGCACGGCGGGCUAUAAAUCCUCUUCAGACGGCACGCAAUGUAUAGAUAUUGACGAGUGCGAAAAUGGAGAACAUCAGUGUGCUGAGAAUCAGAUUUGUCGAAACCGAAGUGGUGGAUAUAUUUGUUCAUGUCCAUCUGGUCAUCAGCUUUUACGAGUGCGCGACGGCGUAAGCCGUUGCAUAGACAUUAAUGAAUGUGGCCAGGGGCAUCCACCCGUUUGUCCCUCGAAUGCUCUAUGUCUGAAUACCUUAGGAUCAUAUUAUUGCGAAUGCAAAUCUGGUUUCCAAAAGAGCAAAGGGAACGAACACAUUUGUUUGGAUGUUGAUGAGUGCCAGGAAAUACCGGGUCUAUGCCAACAGAAGUGUGUUAAUUAUUGGGGUGGUUACCGUUGUACUUGUAACCAAGGAUUCGAGUUAAGUGCCGACAAUCGCACAUGCAAUGAUGUAGACGAGUGCGAAGUACACAAGGCGUACAAACUCUGUAUGGGCUAUUGCAAUAAUGUUCCCGGAUCGUAUGAGUGUUCAUGUCCACGGGGAUAUGCGUUGGCUUUGGACAAAAAUACUUGUCGCGAUAUUGACGAGUGCGCAACUGGAGAAUUUUGUACGGGACGUAACGAUAUAUGCACGAAUAUACAUGGUAGUUACAAAUGUACCACUAUACAUUGUCAGUAUGGAUAUGUCAAUGAUCCGGAUCAGAAAAAUCGUUGUCGCUUGACCAACAAUCUCUGUGAGGGCGACGAAUGCUAUAGCAAACCAUCUGCUUACACUUACAAUUUCAUUACACUUGUCUCAAAACUUAUGAUACCGCCAGAAGGCAGAAUUGUGUUUACGCUUCGUGGACCUAUAUGGUAUGAUGAUAUCGACUUUGAUUUGAAAAUUAUAAACAUUCAAGCGUCGGCUAAUAUCGAAAAAGCGUCUGAUAAUCAUUUUGACACCCUUAAGAGUAAACAUGAGGUUCACUUGCAACUGACACGAUCUUUGGAAGGCCCGCAGGAUAUUGAAUUAGAACUCGGUAUGACGGUUUUCACAAAUGGUAUGCCGAGGGGAAAGAGCGUUGCCAAAAUAUUUAUUUUAGUGUCACAGUACACCUUUUAAAAUUAGAUCACAAAACAAUAUUCAUAUAAAAUACACAUACUUGUAUAUUACGUAAGAAA
Messenger RNA from Bactrocera tryoni, 3983 nucleotides. Its product is annotated as fibulin-2. Gene Ontology annotation, cellular component: extracellular region. Gene Ontology annotation, molecular function: calcium ion binding. Lineage: Eukaryota; Metazoa; Arthropoda; Insecta; Diptera; Tephritidae. The record is from RefSeq and is a predicted model, not a curated record. Bases 940 to 3924 code for a protein of 994 amino acids. The transcript is spliced from 12 exons.